AGCGGUUUCAAAAGAGACGCAUGCGCACUGAGGGGUUUAGCCGCUGCACUUCCUGCUUGCUGUGAGCACUCUUCGCGAUGAUGGCUCCAGUGAAAGCCUCCCUGAUUUCUGCAGUGGUAGCAGUGUUCCUGAGUCCAGCUGUUCUCGCGUUUGUAGAGGAUCUGGAUGACUCGUUCAAAGAUUCCAGAGUCAAUGAUAUCUGGUUGGUCGAUUUCUAUGCCCCGUGGUGCGGCUACUGUAAGAAGCUGGAGCCCAUCUGGUACGACGUGGGGGUGGAGCUAAAGAGUUCAGGGUCCCCGGUACGUGUGGGAAAGAUGGACGCCACAGCCUUCUCUGGUAUGGCAUCAGAGUUUGGUGUCCGCGGUUACCCCACAAUUAAACUGUUAAAAGGCGACCUGGCCUAUAAUUACAAGGGACCCAGGACAAAAGACGACAUUGUGGAAUUCGCCAACAGAGUGUCAGGUCCAGCGGUCCGAGCUUUACCCAGUAAGCAGAUGUUCUCUCACAUGCUCAAACGCCACACGGUACUGUUCGUCUACGUGGGAGCAGACUCACCGCUACGAGAGAAGUACAAUGACGUGGCCUCCGAGCUCAUAGUCUACACGUAUUUCUUCUCUGCUGCAGAGGAGGUCCUGCCAGAGGAGGUGACUCUGCCGGAGCUUCCUGCUGUCGUAGUUUUCAAAGAUGGAGGAUAUUUUACAUACGAUGAGUAUGCGGAUGGCAGUUUGUCAUUGUGGGUGAACAAGGAGCGCUUCCAAGGGUACCUCCAAAUCGAUGGCUUCACGCUGUAUGAGCUGGGAGAAACAGGCAAAUUGGUGGCCAUCGCGGUUAUCGACGAAAAGGACCCCACGGAGGAGAGCGGCAGAUUAAAGGGCUUGAUCCAGAGGGUGGCCAAGGAGUACAGGGAACAUUUUAACAGAGACUUCCAGUUCGGCCACAUGGAUGGGAACGACUAUAUCAACAGCCUCAUCAUGGGAGAGGUGACGGUGCCCUCGGUCAUCAUCCUGAACACGUCCAAUGAACAGUACUUUCUGCCGGAAGAGCCAGUGCGGACCAUGGAGCAGCUGGUCCAGUUCAUCAACAGUGUGCUCAACGGUUCUGCACAGGCUUAUGGAGGGGACGGCUUCAUUCAGCGAAUCAAGCGCAUAGGCUUCGACGCCCGAUCCACUAUUAUGUCGGUGUUCCGUAGCUCCCCCUUGCUCGGCUGCUUUCUGUUCGGCCUGCCCCUCGGUGUUAUCAGCCUCAUGUGCUAUGGCAUCUGUACGGCCGAAAUCAAUGACGCUGCCUCCGAAGACAUGGACCCGCAAAAGAGGGAGGGGCUUACCGACGAGGAGGAGGAGGAAGAAGAGGAGGAGGAGGAAGGGGCGGAGCUACACCAGCUCGAGGGCCCUGAGGAGGGAGACGAAAUGGACGAUAAAGACCCGCAAGAGAAGAAGACGGAUUAACGGAGGGUGUCAUAGGUCUUAUGUAAUGCGCUGAUAUGAAAACUCAAAGAUAUGGUGGUGUUUCUUUGGUUUUCAUGUCACGUCUGUCUAACCAGCCUCCUUUCCACUGGCUCUUUUGGGUAGAGUCAGUGUGAAAGGGCAGGAGAAAACUGGAGACAUCAUAAGAAAUAGCCUUUUUAUAAGAAAAAUAAACAAGCGUCAAGAGCAGAAGGGAGACCAAAAGCUGGUAGUGUGUUUAUUCUGACAUCCAACAGCUCCUCUCGUUUUAUCACGUCUGAGCCCUUCGUUAAGCCUUGAUCCAUGUCUUUGAUGCUUUAAAGGGGAAGUAAGUGAUGGUUCGGUUAAAGAAAAAGUUUGUACUAUCACUGCUACACUUGCUGCAGUGCCAGAAAUUGAAAUAAGUUCUUUAAUGAGUUCUAUCCAGUUAUAUGGUUUAAAAGCGUACGAUGUAACACUAUGUAAAAUCUUCCUAAAGCUAACAAAAGCUAGCAAAAUUUCAUCUGCCAAAAGCAAAAUUUGUACAAGAUGUAAUGCAAGCUAACUGCCAAUCACUAGCCAGCCAUAUCAUAAAUGUCAAAAUAGUGUGGACAGUGUUCAUAUAACUACUGACCUUGCACAUUUGCUAGUUUUAGCAAAUAUUUUUACAGUACACAAUUCAUUCUGUAAUGGCAAAUAUGGAUUAGAAAUAAAUAAAAACAACACAACUGACCAAAAUAUAAAAAUUCUUGAUCUUACUUCUCCUUUAAGAUUUUGUUUUGUUAUAUCUUGUCAUAUUUUGUUUACAAUUCUCAAAGCCUACUUGUCAGAUUUUGCCUUUAAAAUGUUCACCCAGUGUAGACCAUAUCAUGCAUAGACCAGCGAUGUAUAAAAAGCUUCAAAAGUGCCCAAGAUGGCGUUAUCGGCCAUAGCUUAAAAUUAGGCAUGCACAUAUAUUAGCUAAACCAUGCCUUUCUCCAAUCUACUCCUCAUGUAUCCACGCUUUUACACAACCUAGAAUGUAGAAUGUAAUUUGUGUUGUCCUGUCAGAUACCGCACAAUGAUCUCCACCCCCUUUUCUUCGACUUGCUAACAAUCCCAAGUGAAGCCGCAGCGGACAUGUACAGCAGCCAGUCGUAACAUGCACCAGUAACUCCCACGUCUAUUAAACACCAUAUGCCCGAGAUAGACAGGCUCUGUUCGGGCCCAUAUUUCAAUCUUUGCUCCCAUCUCUGUUGCUAUAUUGAAUCCAGGACUUGCAUUUGACAUCCCAGGGCACACAAACCUGCUUUUAGACCUGCGCAUGUCGUGCAGUGUACAACUGCUAAAAAGAAUCCAAUCUUUCAGUGGAAAGUUCAGUUUCCGUUGGGAUUGACCGAGCCAAAAUUUGAUAAGCAGAUACUGGAUUAUAUAGUGGGCUUAUUAUUUGGUACAGCUGUUCUGAUUGCAUUGCGUUAAAGAUGUGAUAUGUAACUUUUCUGGUUGGGGGUGACCUGCUCUUUCUUUGCAUGGAUGUUUCCCAACAAAACAUGGAAAGUAUUAUUUAUGAGAUUUGGUUUUCGAAAACAUUUCACUAGGUUUGGAUUUUGAAAUUGACUUUACAAUCAAAAAACUAUACCAAGCUGAUAUAUAUUUUUUUUCAACUCUAUUAUCAACAACUUGAACCUGAAAAUUGACACCAAUCAAACUAUUGUCCUUAUUCAAUUCAAUUCAAUCACACCCACCAAUGACUUCUUGAUGGUUACUAUCCAACCACUCCUAGAACUGGUAUAAACUGGAUUUUCCCCCUCUUUUUAGGGCAUCCUCUGAGCUGUAGUGCGCCGAGUGGAAAUAUGUGGAUAUCAGCAGUUUCUAAAAUUAUCAGACCAUUUCUGGCCUGUCUGGCACCAACAACUGUGUCAUGUUCAAAGUCACAUAAUCCACCUUUCACUAUUCGCUAUUUUUACACCUGGCUCAGCGGUUUGUGUAGGGAAUUUGUACAAUAUAUCGACUAGUAAGCUAAUAAAAAAAAAGAUUUAUUGAGGGCUUUUCAGCAUACUUAAAAUAGGUAACAUUGUAGUAGGAUGGGGACAUGUCUUGCUCAAGGACACGACAAAAUGCACAAUAUGGUCGGCGCUGGAAUCAAAUCGGUUACCUUUGGGAUUGUGGGCGGUGAACACUAUAGCCACCACUCUUGCCCAUUGGAGUAAGGUUGUGAAAAGAACUACAUAGACUGCAUAUGAUCUUUUGCUGUUUAAAUUGCUUGUUUCCAUUCUUAAGUUGUUGCUUUGCUUGGAAUGUUUCACAGUAUGGCAUUAAACAUGGCUUCCUUGCACGUAUUGAGGUUAUAGUUUUUUGUAUUGCCUGAAAGAAAACACAGCGUUCAUACAUUCUGUCUGUGAAUGAAGUUGAAUCUCCACAGAUCUGACCUGUUCCUUGGCCUGCAUGUCUCAUAGAUAUAUUUAAGUUUAAUAUGCUGAACAUUCCAGGCUAAGCAAUGGCGUUUCUAUGGACACCCUAAACCAGAAAAGUUAUAUAGUGUACCUUUAACCUUACCUUGUACCAUUGUGUCUUUUAAUGUGGCUCGUAUAAUAUCCCAUAGGCUGUGACUAUUAGACAAUUUAAUACUGUGCAUUUCUUUCAACAAAUCUGCGUGGACUUUGAUGUAACAUAAAGGGGUACAAAAGGCGGUUUGAAAUGAGGAAUGAAAGCAUUCUAUUACGGGCUUGGUCUCCAGGCAAUGUCACUUUGAAAAGAUGAGAUGAAGGAAUUACAAUCAGAUAGUCGACCUUGGAAAGUAGAUUUUGCUUUAAGAGUUUAACAAAAGUCAGAUAUUUAAGAUGUAUGUACAACUACAAGUCACACCCUCCACAGGAGACCAUGUUUGUGAACCAAAUAUAGAAAUUGAAAUGUUUUUAGAAUUCCUUCAUCAUCAUUCCUUCCACCUUUAAUGACAUGGGCUGGUUUUGGUGUCCUUCAAAAUGCUAGUCUUGGUGCAAUUCACAGCCCAUAAUAGGUUUAAUAUGGUUCAAAUGUAAUGUAAUUAAAAGAUUUGGCAAACCUUGUAUUGUUGUAAAUGAACUAAAUUCUGAAUAUUAGUUUUGAUUUGGGUAGAUUUGUCAAUUUCUUUUACCAUAUUUUUACUCCUUUGGCAUAUAAUUUAAUUUGAAAUGAGAAAAAUAAACCAGCCAGUAAUCAUGCUGAAGUUAAUAUUUAUAUUAAUAUCAAGAUUCAUAUUUUCAAUGUAUUAGUGUAUUCAGUGAAUCAUUGGUUCCAUGUCGUCUCCUGGAAAGGCUGUGACUUCUAGAUAAUUCUGUAUACGAAUAUUUUUAUAUACUGUAAAUGGCAAACUUCUGUAUAGAAAUCAGACUACUGUAUGCUUAAGGGAACAUGUGUGUUAAGGGAACCAGCAUUAUAUCAGUCAUGCUAUUUUUGAAUAAAUACACCAUAAAGAGAGAGUUUGGAUCAAAGCAGAACUCUGCAACUUUCUUGUUUUUUUGUUUUUGUGUAGCGCCCCUUAUGUUUUGAGUAAAGCACUAGCAUAAACAUGCAAGUCCAUUGCGUAGGUUUACUUUUUUCCCUACAUCUAUUUCUGUCAUUUGGUUUCUCAUUCAAUUUUGAGUGAUACAAUUCAAUGCUAGCUUGUUUUUUGGCUUUAAUCAUAAUUUGGCAACCAGCUUUCUGUGUGAUUUCAUUUUACUUCAUUCAUGGUGCUAAUUCUUGGAUAUCUGGGUUUUUUUUUUACAAGAGAGGCCAGAGCAGAGUUUUGCCGUUGUGGUAUCAGAUAAAAAACUCUUUAUAAUUAGAUGCAGACGUUACAGAUGGCACCACAAAAGGAGACUUAUUCCGACCGCAAGAGCUGCUUAUACAAUAUGUCUGUACUGGGGCAAGGCAAAUUUUGAAAUACAUGGAAAAAAGUUACUGAGUUCUGCUUUGUCAAAUGGACUCAUGCUGUUUUUUUCAUACAUAUAUAUUCACUGGAUUUUGCUGUUACUUUAUGUAGUUUCUUCCAAUUUCAGGCAUCCAUUUUGAUCCUUUUGGUCUGGACUAUAGCACAAUACUGUCUCUCUCCUCACCUUCUCGCAGUUCUGUAGUUCAUACUCUCCCAGAAUCUUUCUUCUUUAGUUCAAAUCAAGAUUGUCAGACUUUAUUACCAGUUUGAAAGAUUUAAAAUAAAGAUUGUCAUUUUUUUCCCUGGUCGUAGCUCUUCUGUUGAUCCAACAUGCGGUAGAACAAUGCACCUGGCUUACAUUGAGACAUCUGCUGUGAAGUCUGUAUCCAAUUAUCGCACAUAAAUCCCUGUUCCAUCAGAGUAAUGUGAGGUAAAGGUGUCUACUCAAUUAUGGUGGCAUAAUCACAUCUCCGCAUCCGUGCUUGAUUGUAUUAGUUGGACCAAAACUCAUUUAUUUCGCUUUUCUAUAGGGAGC
Molecule: messenger RNA, 5827 nt
Organism: Periophthalmus magnuspinnatus
Lineage: Eukaryota; Metazoa; Chordata; Actinopteri; Gobiiformes; Gobiidae
Product: protein disulfide-isomerase TMX3-like
Exons: 16
Coding region: 78-1445 (455 amino acids)
Biological process (GO): peptidyl-cysteine oxidation
Cellular component (GO): endoplasmic reticulum
Molecular function (GO): protein disulfide isomerase activity
Source: RefSeq, a predicted model, not a curated record